CCCCAAGCCACCAAUCCCAAAUCCUCGACAUUUCAUUGUCGUACACCAAACUCCGUUAUUCACGCGCCAUUUCACGCCGUCAUCGUUACAUCUUCUGUCCUCUUCAAAACGUCAACGCCCGUGUCCAAACCCACAACCCACCCGAUUUUUCUCUCUCCCCUAAAUCACCGACUCUUAAUACCAAACCAUAAUAAAAUACCACCAACCCAAACUCAUAAAUAAGAAACUAAAUUCUCUCUCCUCCGCCAUUUUUCCCGAUCACCGGCAAAUGGAUUCUCCGGGAGCAGUAAGGUUUCCUUUAGGCCGUCAAUCCUCCUACGCUGCUCUCGACAAACUCGCCUGUGCCGGGGAUGAUGAUGUCAACAAUCAUUAUACUACCAGCGAUGCAGAUAAUCAUCUGAUCCGUCCACCGCCGUUGAUUGAGUUGACUGAUGGAUCAUCAGACGGUGCAGCAGAACCGGAGGAGAAUAACGAUGACCUUGACGAAAUUGAGAUUCCGGCGAGUGUGAAAUUGAUGUUUGCUGCACAUGAAGGAGAUUUGGAAGGGAUUAAAGAACUUGUAGAGGAAUCUAAUGCAGAUGUUAAUUUUAGAGAUAUUGAUAAUCGUACUCCUUUACAUGUUGCUUCUUGUCAAGGUUAUGUUGAGGUUGUUGAUUUGUUGAUUCAAAUGAAUGCUGAUGUUGAUCCUAAAGAUCGUUGGGGCAGUACGCCACUUGCAGAUGCCAUAUUUUACAAGAACCAUGAGGUGGUGAAGCUUUUGGAGAAUCAUGGUGCAAAACCUCCUAUGGCUCCUAUGCAUGUCAAAAAUGCCCAUGAUGUCCCGGAAUAUGAAAUUGAUCCCCAGGAAAUUGACUUUAGCAACAGUCGUAACAUCAAUAAGGGAACCUUUCUUAGAGCAUCAUGGAGGGGGAUAGAAGUUGCUGUCAAAAAGCUUGGCGAUGAAGUAUUCACCAAUGAAGAUAAAUUGCGGGCUUUCAGGGACGAGCUCUCUUUGCUUCAGAGAAUUCGACAUCCAAAUGUGGUUCAGUUCUUGGGAGCUGUUACUCAGCACACACCAAUGAUGAUUGUUACUGAAUUUUUACCCAGGGGAGAUUUUUGUGAGUUCUUGCAAAACAGAGGACCAUUAAGACCCAAAACAGCAGUGAGAUAUGCGCUUGACAUUGCAAGGGGAAUGAGUUAUCUGCAUGAGAUUAAACCACUUCCAAUUAUUCAUUGUGACCUUGAACCUUCCAACAUAUUGUGUGAUGAUUCUGGACACCUUAAAGUUGCCGAUUUUGGAGUAAGCAAGCUUUUGAAAGUUUCCAAAGGCGUUGAAGAAGACCGCCCUGUACCUGAUGGAGAAACUUCAUGUCGUUAUAUGGCACCAGAGCUAUUCAGAAAUGAAAACUAUGACACCAAAGUUGAUGUAUUUUCAUUUGCUUUAAUUCUUCAGGAGAUGAUUGAAGGCUGCCCACCUUUUGCCUCAAUGGACGAAAAAGAUGCACAAAAGGCGUAUUGUGCAAAUGAGCGUCCUCCUUUUAGAGCUGCAGGAAAACCAUAUGCACAUGGAUUGAAAGAGUUAAUUGAAGAGUGCUGGAAUGAAGAUCCAAGAAAAAGACCAACUUUUAGAGAGAUAAUUCCGAGACUUGAUCAUAUAUUCAAUCAUCUCGGUAGGAGGAAACGUUGGAUAAAGGUUAGGCCGCUGAAAUGUUUUCAAAGAAAUGAAUCCAGUCUUGGUAGUUCAUCUUAUGCUAUAUGACUUCGACGCAUUUUUUGUCUAGAAUUUCAAUCAGAAUCAGGCAUUGAAAACAUUAUUGUUCAUGAUAUGGGAAGAGAUUUCGUUGUACCAGUUAACUGGGUUGCCCCGAAGCACAUCUUAGGAAUGAAGCUGAUGAAAUCUAAGCAAUCAAUGUUAGUGCUUAAUUUUUUGGACUUAUUUGGACUUCCCACGUAACAUUAACUCCCUCAGCAUUCAUAUUGUGAUAUAUGAUUGAUCACUUGCUAUUCAAAAUUAUGUAAUUUGUCUCUACAAGGUAGUAUAGGAGUGAUAACACACGAUUUUGUGCAACAUCAUCUAUAUGUAUUCUAGAUUGGUAUAUUUUGUACUAUUACUAUCUACUACUAUCAAGUUGUUGAAAAGUUGUAUGCUUUUGAUU
Molecule: messenger RNA, 2135 nt
Organism: Amaranthus tricolor (Joseph's coat)
Lineage: Eukaryota; Viridiplantae; Streptophyta; Magnoliopsida; Caryophyllales; Amaranthaceae
Product: integrin-linked protein kinase 1-like
Exons: 12
Coding region: 269-1738 (489 amino acids)
Biological process (GO): protein phosphorylation
Molecular function (GO): protein binding; protein kinase activity; ATP binding
Source: RefSeq, a predicted model, not a curated record